UUCUCGUCUAUAAAAACCAUAAAUCGGGGGAUGUGGAAGAGAGAUGGGUGGAAUUUCUCAAGAGUGAGAAUGGCGAAAGAAACCGUGAGAAAGUGUUCCCAUUGUGGAAACAAUGGACACAACUCCAGAACAUGUAACGAAAAGUUCGGUUUGAAGCUUUUUGGUGUAAGAAUUUCUAAGGACAAGCACAUGAAGAAGAGCUUGAGCAUGGGAAAUUUACAAUCAUGCACGGUUGAGCAUAAUUCCGGUGAUCCUGGUUAUCUAUCCGAUGGACCUGUUCAAGCGAGAAGAGAGAGGAAGAAAGGGAUCCCAUGGACUGAAGAAGAGCACAGAACUUUUCUAGCCGGCCUGGAGAGUCUCGGCAAGGGGGACUGGAGAGGUAUUUCGAGGAACUUUGUGCCGUCUCGAACUCCAACACAGGUAGCUAGUCAUGCACAGAAGUAUUUCCUUAGGCAGGCUACCUCCAAUAGGAAGAAGCGCAGAUCAAGUCUAUUCGAUGUAACCAUCCAAAGACCUGACCCAAGUCAUACUGCCCCAGAUUUACCACUCAAGCCAAUUAUCCAAUUCCCUGAACAGGCUGGUACCUCAGCUCAGAUUGCAAAACAAGUAGCAGUUCGAGGCUUGGAAGGUCCCACAGUUGUGCCCGUGUCUGCAACCUGCACUGCUCCUGACUUUGUUGGAAUGCCACACAUGGGAGGAAUUUCCUGUGGUAAACUGACAAAUCCUGCAGCAACAACUGAUCUUCCAACUGCAUCAUUCAUCCCGGCAGUGAAUCAUCCCAUCCUGGAUUAUGGUUAUCUUCCUAAAGCAUGCACCACCCUGGCUAGUACGGCAAUUUCCCUUGAGUCAGCCUUCAACCUGUGUCCUCAACCGGUCAUGCAAUGUGCAUCUCAAGCAGCUCCAGGAACUUCUGCUGUGAACACUGACUUGGAGUUGGCCAUCGGCCCACCUCAAGCACACAACCAGACCAAUUUGUCAUCUCAGACAUCCAACCUGAGUGGGGCUAUUCGAGUGGUCUGAAUUAUUUUGGGUGGACAAGUAUCUCAGAUUGGAUAUUUUGGUUUGAUUGUUUGAACCUAGAAAUAAAGAGUUCAGACAGUUUAUAGUUUCCUUUUGUUUCAUGUUACAAUCUAAUUAACUAAACCUUCAGCACA
Messenger RNA from Nelumbo nucifera (sacred lotus), 1154 nucleotides. RefSeq names its product transcription factor KUA1-like. Gene Ontology annotation, biological process: response to ethylene; response to gibberellin. The record is from RefSeq and is a predicted model, not a curated record. NCBI's taxonomy places the organism in Eukaryota, Viridiplantae, Streptophyta, Magnoliopsida, Proteales, Nelumbonaceae. Gene Ontology annotation, molecular function: DNA binding; zinc ion binding.